Messenger RNA from Coffea eugenioides, 1863 nucleotides. Its product is annotated as UDP-glycosyltransferase 89B2-like. Lineage: Eukaryota; Viridiplantae; Streptophyta; Magnoliopsida; Gentianales; Rubiaceae. The record is from RefSeq and is a predicted model, not a curated record. Gene Ontology annotation, molecular function: UDP-glycosyltransferase activity. The transcript has a single exon. The coding region runs from base 284 to 1735 and encodes 483 amino acids.
AAAAAAAAGGAAAAGGAAAACAGGGGUGCUCUUUAUCCCUUGACAAAGUUACACGCAACCACCGGAGUUAUCAAUGCCGUGUGCUCUCGUAGAGCGUAAGGCAUGACGUUAAUUGUUGAGACUGGAUCAUGAAGCCUACAAGUUGUCCUCUUCUUCCGCCCCAAAAAAGAAAGAUACCUAAAGGAUAUCUAUUUGUCGUCUCCGGAGCGACCUCAACACAUCCAGAUCAUUUAACCCAAAUCGGCACAAUACUGCAAUUACUAAGCUAAGCUUCAAGAGGGAGAUGUCCAUCUCACCGAACCAAAGCCCCCAUGUUCUCCUCUUUCCAUAUCCUACCGCAGGCCAUAUUAUCCCCCUUCUUGAUUUGGCCAACUUGCUCCUCACCAAGGGCUUAACCAUCACCAUUUUAGUCACACCACCUAAUCUUCCCCUGCUUGAUCCCCUCCUCGCUACUCAUCCUUCCACUUCUAUACAGCCCUUGGUUCUCUCUUUGCCAGAACUCGUUAAUUCCUCAGGCGUCAACCUCGCUACUCAACUUCGGGCGACUGCCCAACUCCGUGACCCCGUCCUUGAGUGGUUCCAAUCCCAGCAAUCACCCCCAGUUGCUAUCAUAUCUGAUUUCUUCCUAGGUUGGACCCAUCACCUUGCAGCUCAGCUCGGCGUGCCCCGCGUCGUAUUUUGGCCAUCGGGUGCCCAUCAUGCUUUAAUCUUGCACCAUCUGUGGCAUAACCUGUCGGAAAAAAUCAGCUCCAUGAAUGAAGAUUCUAUGAUUUCCUUCCCCAAUCUUCCAAAUUCACCGGCGUAUCCUCUCUGGCAAGUCGCCCAAAUUAUCACUGAAUCGAAACCAGGAGAGCCCAACUGGGAAUUCUUCAGGGAUAAUUUCUUGUCCAAUGCAAGAAGUUGGGGCAUAAUUAUCAAUUCCUUCAGGGAACUGGAAGAUACUUACAUAAAUCUGGUGAAAACGGAAAUUCGUCACGAUGAGGUUUGGGCGAUGGGGCCGUUAGUCUUAUCUUCUUCUUCUACUGCUACUGCGGGUGACACGUCAGCAUUGUCGAACCGUGGUGGGUCCAGUGCGGUCCCACUCGACGAGGUGAUGACCUGGCUUGAUGACAAGGCGGAUGACUCAGUUGUCUACGUGUGCUUCGGGAGUCGUGCUGUAUUGACGAGUCAGCAAACGGAUGCCCUGGCGGCUGCACUCGAGUGCAGUCGAGUCCAUUUCAUAUGGUGCGCGAGGGAAGCACCCCAGAAUAAAGGCCAAGUGUCGAGUGAUGAUCAGAACAGUGCAUUAUUGCCUAUGGAGUAUGAAGAUCGCGUGGCUGGGAAGGGGUUGAUAAUCAGAGGCUGGGCUCCACAGGUGGCAAUCCUCAAACACAGAGCAGUGGGUGCUUUCUUGACGCACUGUGGGUGGAAUUCAGUGUUGGAAGGUGUAGCUACUGGGGUGGUCUUGCUUACGUGGCCAAUGGGUGCUGACCAAUUUGCAAAUGCUGGACUAUUGGUUGAUGAACUUGGUUUAGCAAUUCCAGCAUGUUUGGGUGGACCGAAGGUGGUUCCGGACUCGACCAAAUUGGCUCAGGUUUUUGUGGAAUCGGUGAGUUUGGGUGGUCAGCCUAAGAGGGCUAAAGUUGUAGAGAUGCGGGAUGCUGCCUCCAGAGCAGUCCAAAAUGGAGGAAGCUCGAGUAAAGAUUUGGAUGCUUUAGUUGAGCAUUUGAGGGACCUUAGGCAGGAAAAAUCAUGAUUGUUUGUUUCUUCAGAACAGAAAUAUAAUGAGGGAUGAGGUGCUGUAACAUGACGUAGAAAAAAAGAAAAAAAUAAAGUGCUUAGCAUGGUUCUUGAAAUAUGCAUAUUCGAAUCUUGGGCAUUAAA